CUCAGCAGAAGGCGAAUCCCCCAUGAUGGACAGUACAAAUGGUGCCGUGACGCUUCCCUCACCCAUAACACAGUACAGAGCGGAAAGCGAGGCGCCUCCGCGGCGCAAAAAGAAGAAGGCCGUUAUAGAUGACGACGAGAAGCGGCGCGUGAGCAAGGUGGGCAGCUUCGGCAGCCCCACGGCAGGCAAGAGGGCCGAGGAGACGCCCCCGCAGAGGGCGUCCACGGCGUCUGAGGUGGGGGUGCCGCUGGGCGGCGUGCUCUUCCUGCUCCGCAAGCGGAACAGCGAAAACUUCUGCCUCAAGCUCUUCUUCUACAGCGUGUUCCUGGGGCUGUUUAUUGCCAUCACCAUGCUGGCAAGGCCUACCAAGUCAUCCUAUGAGAUGCUGGCGGCCGCACGGGGGCUCAGCGCAUUGGUCAGCCAGCCACAAUCACACUUGCACAUCCGUAUAUCUAUUUGUCCAUGCAUGCCGUGCGUUCUUCGCCUGUAUGCAUGCAGGAGGCAAUGCCGAACGCCAAUUUUGAGAAGACCUUUGUAGAUGUGGCGCACGACGGCGAUUGGUGGGAUUGGUGCCUCACGGUGCUGUCGCCGUUUCUGCGUAGUGCGUGGUGGACCAACAAGGAGAACCGGACGGGCCUGCUGUACAACGCCGUCUUCAUGCCGGUGCGCUUCCGGCAAGUGCGGGUCAAGGAGGACACCUGCAACACACCCGACGGCAACUCAGGUACCCACCUGUGUGAGAAGAACACCAUGCAGAAAUGCAUAUUGGCAAUGUGUGGGCAGAGAUGGCCCGUCCGUGCUGGGGCAAGUUCACGUCGAAGCAUCUGGAUGACAGUCUUUUCGGCGAGGAGUAUAAUAACACAUUCAAGACAGACAUGAACAAAGUGUCGGGCAAAGAGGUACAUACACAUAUGCACACCACCCCUCGACACGCGCCAGCCGGCAUUGGUAUUCAUUGAGCAGGGGUACGGUCCAUCGUACGGCCGUGCUGCACAUGUGGUGGACAUCAUCUUCGGCCCGAUGGUAGAGAACGGCACCGACAUUGGGCUGCUGACUCUGACGAGCGACAAUACGUCAGUGCUGCCUGACGCUGGUAGUGGCAUGCCAGUUGAGAGCGUGGAGGUGCCCUGGCAGCUGGCACUCAUGCUCAACGACACUUGGACAACCUACGCCACACGCGCUGUGAGUGAGAGAGGAAGUGGGAGGGCAGUCAACGAACCCGUAUGUGUGUCUCUGUGGCAGAUAAGCGUGGAGGCAGGGAUGUAUAACCCCAAUGUGGACUUGGCCAUGUAUGUGCGGUGGCACCUGGACAUCAGCCCGGGCGGCCGCGUCGAGCCGAGCAUCCUCUUCACGCCUUGCAGAUUGCUCCCAUACAGGUAGGAAGGCCAGAAUGAAGGGAGGGAAAACGGAAACGACAUUGCUUCUUGGCUUUGUUGUCUUCUCUUCUGUCUUGUCCAUGGUGGUACGUGCAGUCAGCCGAUCGACUGGUUCCGGUUGUGUUUGGAGGUGGCGUUCACGUGCUAUAUUGUGGUCUACUGGUGGAUAGAGUUCUAUGAAAUGCGGACGCUCGGGCUCAAAGCCUACUUCUUGUAUGUACCCAUCCCCCAACACAUGAACGCCACACCGAGGGAGACAACACACGGAUGGAGGGAUGCAUGUGUGUUCGGGCUCGAUCAGGUCGUUGUGGAACUGGAUUGAGCUGGCCAAUCUGUCGAUUUACUUGACCAUCCAGAUCUACUGGUUUGCAUACCUCUCAUUUGACAGGCAGAAAUUCACCAAGGUACACACUCGUACUGCUCGGCUAGGUAUGUCUCUGUGGCACCUGUUGGAUGUGCGUGUGUCAGGUGUUGGAUGAGUUUGGCGAGGAGUUCUUCCGCAUAGCCGACCACUACAACUUCACAUCCAACCUCGCCGCCUUCAACAUCAUCUGGGCGUUCAUCAAAGUCAGUAGAUGCACCCGGAUGCAGCCAUGUCUCCUCUAUGCUCUAUGUGGUGUGCUGUGCUGUGCUGCGCCGAUCAGGUGUUCAAGUAUCUGCAGAUGUAUCCGUCGAUGAACACCCUGUGGGAGGUGCUGUCGCUGUCGAUGAAGGAUACCCUCCCCUUCGCGGCGGUCUUCCUCCUCUUUGUCUUCGGCUUCACCUUUGCGGCCCACUGGCUGUACGGAUUCACUCUCAGGGAGUUCCACUCGUGGGGACAGUCAUUCUCGACACUCAUGCAGACACUCAGUCAGUGAUGAUGCAGACAGACAGACAAAAGAGCACACGAUGGUUGAUGGGGUGUGUCUAUGUGUGUAGGUGGUGGGCUGCCAUAUGAAGACAUGAAGCGGUUCGCGCCCGUUGCCACACCGAUAUUCUUCGCCGCAUGGUCAGCCACACACACCCCCACAGAGAGGACACAGGCAAGUAGCAAUGGCAUUGGUUGUCGUGUGUGUCAGGAUAUUGAUGAUAGCGUUAGUGAUGGUCAACAUGUUUGUGGCCAUCCUCACCGAUGCUCACACAGAGACACAAACACGACUGAGGAAACUGGAGGAAAUCGAGGUCAGCCAGCCAUUGGGAGCACGCAGGCGACUGAAUGCAUUGUGUUUCUGUGGGUGUGUGCAGGCGCGGCACACCGGCCGGUCAGCGCUGAUCAAUUUCUUUCAGGGCGUGUGGAGAUACAUCACAUCAUUCGUCAAGAAGCGAAGAGAAGCCGCAGGCUACAAGGUAGUCUCCUGCGCACACCACACGCUCCCUAAUCUCUCUCUCUCUCUCUGUGUGUGUGUGUCUCGCGCCUGUCAGAAGGAUCGCAGCGGCAUGUGGCCGCACGUCCCCGAGCAGAGCAGCAGCAGCAUGCUGGACAUGGACCAGAAGUCGCCCAAGCGGGAUGUGGAGGCGGGCGUCGUCGAGGGCGAGGGCGGCCCACUGUCUUCCUUCCAGCCGCAGGCGGAGGAGGACCACAUGCCCGAGACGCUGUGGGACUAUGACCCAAAGACGGAGGCGCUCAACGUCCUCAUGAAGAAGGUCACUCAUGAGAGAGAGCGAGGCUGGAUUGAUUGCACAGGCCAUGUGUUUGUGUGUGUAUGCAGCUGGAUCAGCGGAAGGGCUGGGAGCAUGUUCAGCGGGAGGUGUUAUCCAACAACACCGUCAAGAAGGCAGACGGGCUCGCACCGCUAUUCGGAGGGGACAUCGAGGCUGCCCGUGAGUUUGCCAAGCGUCUGAACCACCUUCUGACUGAAGGACAGGCGCUCACAUGGGUGAGGAGACAAGCGACAGCGAGAGACACACCAUCAGCCAGCCAGGUGUCCGCACCCCGUCUCCUUGUCUUGUAUGUAGGAAGAGCAGCGCGAGGAAGAUGAAGUGAAGAUGCUGCUUGUGCUGCAGACACAGGUCAGGAUACAAAUGGACGUAUAAAUGGGGAGACAUGAUGCAAAACCUUGUUUGUCUGCAGGUGAGUCAGCUGCACCAUCGCGUCAGGGCAGUCCGCAAGCAGGCCGAGAAGGCCCACAAGGAGCAGAAGCUGGCCUCCGCCCUUGCCCUUCCAGCCAGCAAGAAGAAGAAGAAGAAGAGCAAGGUGGAGGCCAAAGACAAGGACGCCGGCUCCCCGGUGCAAGAUCGCCCGAGCCCUGAGGGCGGCGGGUCCAUCGAGGAGACACCGCCCCAGCAACAGCCGCAGCCAUCUGCAGUCCUGCCCGGCCUGCCGUCACCAGCCCCACCGCACACGGAGCAGGCCCCUCGGCUCGAAUACACCAACGACUCUUACUUCGAGCGGCAGCCUUCAAAGGGCAGCGGCAGCCCCAGCCGGGCCCUGACUGUGAACCACAGGCGGUCCAAGGCACGCAUAGACCCGCUGUCUGCCUUCAGUGCAGGGGAGGGGGAGGGGGUCAGGACACCGCUGCCGGGGCAGGUGUCGGAAAUGGAAGAGGGAGACUGAGGUCAGCAGCCGUUUCCCUCUUUGUGUGUGUGUGGUUGGUGUAAAGGGCGACGGACAUUUUAUGCAUGCGUAUUUGCGUGGAUGCCAGCUAGAUUCGGGUCCCUCAUAAGUGCGUUUAGAUCCAUCCAUGGUUGCGUGCUUCCAUAUGUCGCUGUUCG
Messenger RNA from Vitrella brassicaformis, 4067 nucleotides. NCBI's taxonomy places the organism in Eukaryota, Vitrellaceae. The record is from the annotation of a GenBank genome assembly.